This is a messenger RNA of Metarhizium album ARSEF 1941, 1377 nucleotides long. RefSeq names its product Major facilitator superfamily domain, general substrate transporter. Bases 1 to 1377 code for a protein of 458 amino acids. Gene Ontology annotation, biological process: transmembrane transport. The transcript has 4 exons. NCBI's taxonomy places the organism in Eukaryota, Fungi, Ascomycota, Sordariomycetes, Hypocreales, Clavicipitaceae. Gene Ontology annotation, molecular function: transmembrane transporter activity. The record is from RefSeq and is a predicted model, not a curated record. Gene Ontology annotation, cellular component: fungal-type vacuole membrane.
AUGCACAACACAGCCCCUGGCGCGUCCGAGGUCAACAUGGCACCAGCAUCCGAGAAGCCGCCUACUAGACCCGGCUCGUCGGCAUCGGAUCCAGAUGCCGGUGACGAACCAGGUCCGGGACGGCACACCGCGGCCGCGGAUGGCGCUCACCUCGACACUUGGCGGGGAUGGUUGGUGGUGGCCGCCGCGUCCACGUCUCUCUUCAUGUACAUGGGUGUCAUAUACAGCUGGGGCGUGCUUCAGGCGAGGAUGGCCGACGCCAGGGGCUACUCGCUGACGACCCUCACAUUUGUCGGCUCGUUGGCCACGUCCUUCAUGGUGUCGCUGUGUAUAUUGGUGGGCAAGCUGGUCAGAAAGUUUGGCUACACGAGGCCGGCCUUGGUCGGCGCCGUGUUACUGGGACUGGGCGAGUUUCUGUCGAGUUGGGCCGUAGGCCACCUGUGGGCCCUGUUUCUCACGCAUGGGAUAUUGUUUGGUAUCGGAGGGGGUUUGACGAUUUUGCCUUGCUCGACAGCGCCGCUGCAGUGGUUCCGCAAGUAUCGCGGGCUUGCGACGGGGAUUGUCUUUGGCGGCGGGAGUCUCGGCGCCGCAGUCAUGGGCGUCGCUUCCAGCGAGCUCGUCAACAAGGUCGGCAUCGAGUGGACGUUUCGCAUCUUGGGCUUCAUGCUGUGGGCGCUCUGUCUCCCGGCCGCCUACUGCAUCAAGCAGCCCUUGCUGUCCAAGUCGUGCGUUCCCCAACUUCAGUGGUAUCGAUGGCGGGAGCCCAAGUUCAUCCUUCUACUCGUCGGUGGUGCCAUUGCGUGCUUCCCUCUCUUUGUCCCGCCGUACUUUAUCCCCAUCUUCGCCCGGUCCGUCGGCAACAGCGGCAGCAGCAGCAGCAGCAGCUCUGGCUCGACCGCCGUCGUUGCCCUCACGAUAUGGAACCUAGCGUCGACGCUGGGUCGUGUGUUUGCCGGCUAUUCUGCCGAUUCGUUCCUCGGUCCGCUCAACAGUCUAACCAUUUCGCUCCUCUUGUGCGGCGCGAGCGCGUUGGCAAUGUGGCCGUUCGUGACGAACAUGGGCUUGCUCGUCUCCUUCACCAUCAUCAACGGCAUCGGCUGCGGCUCCUUUUUCAGUCUGUUCCCUCUCGCCGUGGAGACUACCUUUGGCUCCUUGAACACCAUGGGCAUUUUGCCCAUUCUGUGGCAGGCCUGGAUUUUCGGCUACUUCCUGGGCACCCCGAUUGCUGCGAGACUGUACUCCGCGGCGGGAACUGGAACCGAUGUCAGUCUCUACCGACCGGCUGCUUACUAUGCGGGGACAGCGUCCUUUGUCGGCAUGCUCUUUAUGCUUGCUGUUCGCCUGAUGAACUCGAGAAAGGUCUUUGCAAAGGCGUGA